This is a messenger RNA of Sipha flava (yellow sugarcane aphid), 2388 nucleotides long. RefSeq names its product mediator of RNA polymerase II transcription subunit 17 (gene MED17). The transcript is spliced from 11 exons. Gene Ontology annotation, cellular component: mediator complex; core mediator complex. The record is from RefSeq and is a predicted model, not a curated record. NCBI's taxonomy places the organism in Eukaryota, Metazoa, Arthropoda, Insecta, Hemiptera, Aphididae. Gene Ontology annotation, biological process: regulation of transcription by RNA polymerase II. Gene Ontology annotation, molecular function: transcription coregulator activity. The coding region runs from base 99 to 2027 and encodes 642 amino acids.
AGCCAAAAACAUAUUUUUCUUUUAGUUUAUUUAAGUAUUUUUAAUAUUUAUUGAAGAUAUACUCAUUAAAUAAAAUUUAUUGUAAAUUAUUGACCAUCAUGGCAUAUUCUACUAGUGUAAAUAUAAGUAUUGAAACGCAGGCUGAAAACAUAAUUCAAGAAAUUUCUUACGAUGGACAGGAAAUCUAUCAACCAGCAUUGUCUAUGUCAGACAAUUUGUCAAAGCUUGCACAAAGAAUUGACUUCAGUAAGGUUGAAGAAGAUAUUAAACAACCAGAAGUGGAGGUUAAAAGUGAAGAAGAACCCAAAGAGCAGUCACCUAAUGUACCUUUAUCCGGAUGGAUUGAUUCAGUUGUUUCUAAGCUGAAGAGAGCAGCGACAGAAAUUUGUGUUAUAUCUGAUGUCUUAGCUGUCACAAAAGAAAAGCGAUAUAUGAUACUAGAUCCAAUUCCCACGGAUUCUAUUGAAACCAAACCAAUGGCUCAAAUAUAUCUUCGCAAAAAGGCAUUAGCUAGUGCGUCUAAUAUCAUAAUGUCAGCUGUAGAACGUUUAAGAAGUAGUCAGAAUGAGUUUAUGAGAAACCGAACAACACCUGAUUUUCAUAUUGAAUUAUUAAGGUUACGACAAAAUUGGAGAUUAAAAAAAGUUUCUACAGCGAUUAUUGGUGAUUUGAGUUUUAAAACAGCUGGUUCAAAAUUUGGACAAAGUGGGAUGUUUGAAGUGACAAAAGCUGAAGAUGAUGUUCAAUCAACUAUUGGAACUUCUUCUAGUAGUCCAUCAUCUUCCCCCAGUCAAAAUGUUUCAAUGACAAAAUCACCUUCUGCACUAAGAGUAACUGUACCUACUGAAUUACAUGGAGUAUCAUAUAUAAUGGUACUAUGCCAAAAAGAUCAAGAAAAUAUUUUUAAUACCUCAGUAAAUCUACUUGGUUCAGCCCCAGCUACUCUUAAUUCAGAUAUGCAUUGGCAACAAAAAUUGGAAGCUGCACAAAAUUUGUUAUUUUGUAAAGAAUUGUUCAAUCAGCUAGCCAAGGAAGCAGUUCAGUUACAAGCAACGAUUCCACACAUGGUUGUUGGAAAUCAAAUUUCAGCUACAGUCUUUCCUGGUAUACAGUUAAUUAUUGGCUUAUGUCAUAGUUCAACAAAUGGCAAUCCUAAUACUGUACUACCAUCUAAAACUGAUCAUGACCAUGUAUUGGAACACUCUUUACAUCAAUUACUAAGAGAAGUACACCAUAAAAAUACUCAUCAACCAUUUCCUCAUCCUUCUUCUGGGCCUUUAGGUCCUAGUAAACGUCGAGCAGUUGCUGGCCCAAAUGCAUCAGAUCGUUUAGAACUAUUAGAAAUGUCUAAAAGUCAAACUUUAUUGGAACAAAUCAUUGAACAAGCUCAACAUUUUUUUAUGAGAUUACGCACAGAAUAUGUCAUUGAUACAUUAGCUAAAGAGGUUAAAGAUCCUAUAAUAAUUUCACAUUGGAAUUCAUUAAAUUCUCCAACACAAGCCUGUGUUAAAGUAACUAUUGUUUCACAUGGAUUUGACUGUAUUUGUAGAACUUCUUUAGUUGUACAUGUAAUGAAAAAAUCAUUGAAAUGUAUUUGUCGUGAUGGUCGAGUUAUGUAUUUAUCAUAUGAACCUCAAGAAUUAAGAGAUCUCAUUUUUUGUCAAAUUUAUCAACAUCAAAUAAUGGGAGUGCAGUCUGUGGCUAAAACACAAGGAUGGCAAUUCUUAGCUAGUUCUUCUCAUCUUGGACUUGGUCCAGUUGAACCUAUGGGAAAUGCUAGUUCAUGUUUAUUAGCAUCACCAAUAGGAGAUAGAUUGAUAUCGGUUAAAUGUGAACCACAAGGCAAUGUUUGUGUGAGUAUUGCACAUUCACCGAAAAAAGAUUUUUUUGGUGGUCAACUGGUAAAAGAAAGAAAAUGGGAAAAUUUAGGAGGUUCCUUCAAAAAAGUACGAUGGGAUAAAAUGGAAGGCAAAAAUUUUUUAAAUAAAAUCGAACUCUUAAUGGCUAGUUUAACAAAUUCUACCUAAUUUAUUAAUAUAAUAAUUAGUUAUUAUUUUUUUUUUUUAAAUAAAAUUGUUUUAUAUUAUAUGUAAUUUCUUUAGGUAAUUAAAUUAUUUAUAACUAUAUGUAUAAAAAUAGAUAUGACACAUAUUAAAUUUAAAUAUAUAAAAAUUAUCUAUUUUAUUUUGUAUGUAUAUAUAAUGAGUUAAUUUAUGUUAAUAAAAAAAAAAUCAAUGUAUAUUUAUACUGGAUAAGACUUAAAAAAGUAUAUUGAUUUUUUUAAUAUUGUAAUAAAACAUACUCUUAUAGAUUAUAACUAAACAAUCCUUCUAGAAUCUUUUUUUACCGUUAAAUGUAAAUCUGAGAUCUUAUACAAUCUUCUUAUUU